CAUUCUUUUCAUUUCCCCUCCCCCCUCCUCUCUCUCUCCGCGCUGGAGAGCUGAGGCGGCGCCUGCGCAAUAGCUUCCCCCUGUUCCGCGCCGUUAGCCGCUAUAUGCUGGGAAUAACGUUCGAGCGGUUGCUUACACAGCCAAAGCGGCACAGAGAGGCGGGGAGUCCGCGAGCGCCCUUCCCCUCCUCCUCCCUCCGCGUCCUCCUCUGUGGAGAAGAUGGUGGGCCUGUGAGCCAGCGCUUUUGCCUUUCCCAAGCGGGGAUGACGUAGCCUUGUGAGGAUUUAUCAGCUAAGCAGAAAAUGAGCUUAACAUCUUGGUUUUUGGUGAGCAGUGGAGGCACCCGUCAUAGGCUGCCACGAGAGAUGAUUUUUGUGGGAAGAGAUGACUGUGAGCUGAUGUUGCAGUCACGUAGUGUGGACAAGCAACAUGCUGUAGUCAACUAUGAUGCCUCUACUGAUGAACACUUGGUAAAGGAUUUAGGCAGUCUGAAUGGGACAUUUGUCAAUGAUGUUCGAAUUCCAGAACAGACAUAUAUCACUCUAAAACUUGAUGAUAAAUUGAGAUUUGGAUAUGAUACUAAUCUUUUUACUGUAGUCAGAGGAGAGAUGAGAGUUCCUGAAGAAGCCCUUAAGCAUGAGAAGUUUACAAGUCAACUGCAGCUAUCUCAAAAAUCCUCGGAGGCAGAAGGAUCAAAGCUAACCAGUGCCAAAUCUACACAGCCAAAGGUACAAGACACCAUUGUUGAAGUGCACCACAAAGUUAUAGACACACUGAAAUCUGAAGAGAAAGCAGCAGAUCUUUCUGCCAUGCCUCCUCGGGGCACACCAUUAUAUGGGCAACCAUCAUGGUGGGGUGAGGAUGAAGCUGAAGAACAGAAUGGUUACAAACCUGAUAGUAAACCUGAAGAGAAAAUACAAGAAACUGGAGUUUUAGGAUGCAGCACAGAUGGCAAGCAAGCUGAGGAGCAAUCUGCAGCUGCAAGUGAAGAAGAAACUUAUCCUUUCUGUAGGGAGCCAAGUUAUUUUGAAAUCCCUACAAAGGAAUCCCAUCAACAUUCCCAAAUACCUGAGGGUACUAUUCAUGAGAUCCCAACAAAAGACACACACAUAGCAGGGGCAGGGCAUGCUUCAUUUACUAUUGAAUUUGAUGACAGCACCCCAGGAAAAGUAACCAUCAAAGAUCAUGUUACAAAAUUCACUCCCGAUCAGCGCCACAAAUCUAAGAAGCCUUCUCCUUCUGGUGCCCAGGAUCUUCCUGGGCUUCAAACUGUGAUGAUGGCACCGGAGAGCAAAGUGGCAAACUGGUUAGCACAAAACAAUCCCCCAACAAUGAUCUGGGAAUCAACAGAGGAAGAUUCAAAAAGUAUUAAGAGUGAUGUUCCAGUCUACUUGAGGAGACUGAAAGGAAACAAACAUGAUGAUGGAACACAGAGCGAUUCAGAAAAUGCCGGAGCACACAGGCAUUACAGUAGACGGGCAGCACUUGAAGAAAAGUUAAGGCAUCAUUAUGCUGAGCAGAAGAAAUUGCACACAAAAUCCCAGGACACAGAGAAACAUUCAGACCAGCCAACUGUUAGUCAGACUGCUUUUAUGAUCGAGUUUUUUGAUGAAGGCCAUUCCCGGAAGAGGAGAUCUUAUUCUUUUUCUCAAAACGUGGGAGUUCUGUGCCCUGAAACAUCUUCUCCGGCACCCCCUACAAGAACUGAAAAAGUGAGACCUCCAUCAGGUGACUCCAAAGGCAGUUUACCACCUUCACAGAAUAGCUCCGCCCAACAAAGAGCAGUACAUGCAAAACUUCUGAAGCAAAAGUCAGAAGAACCUUCUGCUGCACUACCUUUCUUACAAAGUGCAUUAUUGAGAAGUUCUGGAAGUCUUGGGAAUAGACCAAGUACAACUGAGGACAUGGAGAAAAAGAUGAUAAGCCAGGUCGUUUCGGUGGCUGUUGAAAAGGAGGAGGAUGACCAAAGUGAUAAAGGUACUUACACUAUUGAGCUGGAAAAUCCCAAUGCUGAGGAAGUAGAAGCUCGCAAGAUGAUUGACAAGGUUUUUGGAGUGGAUGACAGCCAGGAUUAUAAUAGGCCUAUUAUCAACGAGAGCCAGAAAGAUUUAGUAAAAGAUUGGGCUAUUAAUUCUGCUACAGUAGUGCUGGAAGAAAAAAGACCACUGAGUACAACUGGAUUUCUUGACACAGAGGAAAGCACUGGCAUAUCUGGAAGCAAGCGCUGGGUGUCGCAGUGGGCUAGUCUGGCUGCUAAUCACACAAAACAUGAAGAAAGUGAAGUACGGAUGGAAUCAUUUGCUCCUGCUCCUCCUCUAGAAAAUGAUACAGACAUCAGUGAAUCUGGCUUGUCAGCUAGAAGUGCUGCCUCCGCUACCUCUUUGACCAGCCAAGGAGACAGAAAGAGGCGAACGCUUCCACAGUUGCCGAAGGAGGAAAAUGCCACAGAAGGACAAAGAACAAAGGUUACAACCCACCAGCGAUCGGAGAUAGGUGAAAAACAAGACACUGAACUUCAAGAGAAAGAAACUCCGACUCAUACACAGAAAGAAAUAGGGCAAAUUAGUGACAGGAGCGUGACUAAAGCAAGCAGGGCAAUGAAUGGCCUGUCUCCUAAAACAGACAAGGCGCUUCUUCACUCCAACAGUUGCUUUUCUUCUGACAAAGAGAAAAGUGAAAAUGGCAGAGAAACAUCGGUGGUAAAACAAGCUUUGGCUAAAAUUAAGCAGCAGGAACAAAAGGAGGCAACACAUUGGACCCCCACUAAAUUAUCUUCUUCCAAAACACCAAACCAAGCUGAAAGAAGUAGAGACGAGCCGCCUGCUUCUCAUAAAGCAGACAAUAAAGAGAAAGCAUCAGGGCGUGGUUCUGGCAAAGCAGAAAGUAAAGUGGUGCAAAGUGACGGGAAAAGAAGGAAAGCGGAAGAGGCAACAAGAUGUCCAACUCCAAAAGGGUUUAGUGGGGAUAAAAAAGAAUCAUCAAAGCCAUUGGUGAGACAAGGCAGCUUUACCAUAGAUAAACCAAGCACAAAUAUACCUAUAGAAUUAAUCCCACACAUUAAUAAAGAGACAGGAACUACGCCAUCAUUUUCUUUAACAUCCACUAGUAGAAUAAGUGAGAAAAGUGAUUCAGUGGAAACAGAUUCUAGUCUAGAUACAACACUUAUCUUAAAGGACACUGAAGCUGUAAUGGCUUUUCUUGAAGCGAAGCUGCGUGAAGAGAACAAAACCGAUGAAGGACCUGAAACUCCCAGCUAUAAUAGAGAUAAUUCCAUUUCGCCUGAAUCAGAUGUGGAUACAGCUAGUACAAUUAGUCUUGUUACUGGAGACAGUGAAAGAAAACAAUCUCAGAAACGGAAAAGCUUUAGUACGCUGUACAAAGAUAGAUGUUCCACUGGUUCACCUUCAAAGGAUGCUUUAAAGUCAUCUUCUACAAGUGCUAGAGACAAAAUUGAGAAGAAAACAAAAAGCCGCUCUUCAGAUGCUGGCUCGAGAGGUGAUGCACGCAAGGUUGUGCAGAGCAGUGGAAGAAUAAGGCAGCCUUCUGUAGAUUUAACAGAUGACGACCAAACUUCCAGCGUACCUCAUUCUGCCAUUUCUGAUAUCUUAUCUUCUGACCAGGAAACAUGUUCUGGCAAAUCGCAUGGAAGGACAUCUUUUACCUCAGCAGACGAACAUUUACAUUCCAAAACAGAAAGUAUCAAGUCAGCCAAGUUGAGGACCUCUCCAGCAUCAGCUGGGCAGUCCAGUAAAUCAAUCACUCUCCCAAGGCCUCGCCCCACAAGGACUUCUCUCUUACGUAGAGCGCGACUUGGUGAAGUGUCAGAUAGCGAACUGGCGGAUGCGGAUAAAGCAUCCGUUGCUUCUGAGGUGUCUACUACAAGUUCUACUUCCAAACCCCCAUCAGGAAGGAGAAAUGUCUCAAGAAUUGACCUGCUUGCUCAGCCACGGAGAACUAGACUUGGUUCUUUAUCAGCACGUAGUGACUCUGAAGCAACAAUGUCUAGAAGCACGACAUCAUCUCGUACUCCAGAAGCCAUAAUUAGAAGUGGCAUUAGGAUAACACCGCCAGCAGACAGCACUAAACUUUCUCCUAGAAUGAGAGCGAACAGCAUUUCUCGCCUUUCGGACUCCAAAUCCAAAUCUCUGUCAUCAGCUCAUAAUUCUCCAGCAGUAAAUUCAAGAUGGAGGCGCUUUCCUACUGAUUAUGCUUCCACCUCAGAAGAUGAAUUUGGAUCAAACCGUAACUCUCCUAAACAUGCCCGUCUACGUACUUCUCCAGCCCUGAAAACUACUCGAUUGCAGAGCACAGGGACACCAACGCAAAGUAGCAAUAUCUUCAAGCAUAGGAUAAAGGAACAGGAAGACUACAUUCGAGAUUGGACUGCCCAUCGAGAAGAAAUAGCAAGGAUCAGUCAGGACCUGGCUCUCAUCGCACGUGAAAUCAAUGAUGUAGCAGGAGAGAUAGAUUCAGUGACUUCAUCAGGCACUGCUCCUAGUACCACAGUAAGCACUGCUGCCACCACCCCUGGCUCUGCCAUAGACACUAGAGAAGAGCUAGUAGACCGUGUAUUUGACGAAAGUCUGAACUUCAGGAAGAUUCCUCCAGUGGUAAAUGCAAAAACACCAGAUGGCAACGCUCGACCUAAUGAUUCCAAACCACAGACAACAGACCUACCUGAGCCCCCCACAAUUACACGUCGUCGAACCUGGAGUAGGGAUGAAGUUAUGGGAGAUACCUUGCUGUUGUCCUCAGUCUUCCAGUUUUCCCGAAAGAUUAGACAGUCUAUAGAUAAAACAGCUGGUAAAAUAAGAGUCUUGUUUAAAGACAAAGACCGAAAUUGGGAAGACAUUGAAAAGAAGCUACGAGCUGAAAGUGAAAUCCCAAUGGUGAAAACAUCAAGCAUGGAAAUAUCAUCAAUAUUGCAAGAAUUGAAGAGAGUUGAGAAGCAACUACAAGUGAUAAAUUCAAUGAUUGAUCCUGAUGGGACAUUGGAAGCGAUGAGCAAUUUGGGGUUGGCAAGUGCUGUCCAAGCAGCUCAGCCUAAGCAGAAGUCCAGCUCUGUCUCUCAAGGUGCCCGUCCUCAGAUCCAGCCAAACUGCCAGCCGGAAGCAAGAGCUGUUCGACCCUCCAUUGCCCCAGCUUCAACUGAACUUGGCAAUGUUGAAUCUGAGCAUGAUUUCAGCAUACAUUUCAAUCGGUUCAAUCCAGACGGAGAGGAGGAAGACCCAACUUUGCGCGAAUGACAAAAUGUUAUCAGAACCUUUAGUACUGAAUGUGCAGAAUUCAGUGAAAGAGUCCUAGCAUCAUCAUUCAAAAAGUAACAAAGUUUGGUAAAAGGGCCAUUGCUUUGUUAUACCAACUACUUAGCUGUGAUGCUUUGGAUGUCGCGCACACCUGACUCAUUAAGGUAAAAUUGGUAUUGACAUAGAACGCAGUUUGUGGUAAUUGUAUGGGCUUUGCAAGCACUUAUUUUGAACCCUUUUCUCCAUAGUUUACUUUGUUUCAGCAGACUGUUAAAAUGAUAUGCAAGCAGAUGAAAGUCCAGCAUUAUUAAAUUUCUGAGUCUCCUGUGCCAAGCUGAUUUGUGAUUAAACCUCUUCACUCAAAUUUGUAUGAAAUUAUUGAUCAUUUAAACUUGAUUCUGAGUAAGGGGGUCUAAAUUAGGAUCUCCUGCAUCUUAAUACCAUGACACAUUACAAUAUAAGGAGAAUGCUUGACAAUGCAUUCAUUGUUUCAUACUGAAGAUUUCAAACCAUUGUGAUUUAUAUAACUUCAUUGCUAUGUAAAUUGUCAUGAGGUUUACAUGAAUAUUAUGUUUGCACUAAGAAUUUGGUGGGAGUUGAAGGUGAACAUAUCAGUAUCAAUAGGGGCUAAUAACUUGGAUGUAUAUAGAAAAGUGAUCAUAACUGUCCUUAUUUUUUUAAAAGAUGACACCACGACAAUGGGGCAAAUCCACCUCCCAAAAGUCUACAUUUGGCCCUUGCUGAUCCUGUUCAAUAGGUCUUUUUGAUGUUGAUGAGAAUGAAAUGUCAUCAUUUUGGAACUAUGAAACCAGUUUAAUGUAUAGCUUUGAAAGUCUAUCCCUUUAAAUGCUUUCUCAUGCUGUGUCACCAAGGUCAAAUAAAAAUGCAUUUAUAAGUGCUCCUUGAGAUGAUCAUGAGUUGUAAAAAUUUCUUCAGAAGAUUUGGAGAUAGAAUAGUGAUAAUCUGGUCAAUAGACUGACUCCAGACAUACAAAUUGUUCAUGUUUUUCCCUGUAGACUCUCUAGUAAGUCUGUCUUAUAUGUUAUAAGAAUUUCUGGAAGAAAACUGCUAAUGUAGCCCUUUUGCUUAUACUGCUUAACAGCAAAGCUAACAAAAUAUCUCAUAUAAGCCUAUUUAUCUUUAAAAUUGUCCCUGUAACUUAACUUUUGGAAAUAAUAACAAAAGUAAAUAACCCUAUAUUUCCAGAACACUGUAAUUUCAAGAUUUUCUGUUAAAUGCAACUAAGAACUGGAAGUUUCCUGUUUUUGCAUCAGUCUAUAUAUUAAGGUUAAAAAUACAAUUUUGAAGCUUUUAUGAAAUAGUAUUUAAUAUUUCAGCAAUAAUCUUAUGUGUCACUUGUUUAAAACUACUUUUUCCUGUACAUCUUUAAACUGUACAGGAUUUUGGAAGUCACUGCAAAGUUUGACCAACUAAAUAUACAAAAACAUUUUUUGUAGAGAUAUAAAAAUAAAAACCCCGAAACCCUGUGUAUAUUGGCUUUAGUUUUGUUCUUUUGCUUUAAAAUUGGAAACUGCCUCUUGUCAAACUCUGUAUCCCACUCACUAUUGACAGAGAUCAGGAAAACACUUGUUUACAGAUGCUGUCAAAAUUUAAACUGGUGUACAACAAAAUACAUUGAGAGCAGUUACAAGGUUUUGGCCAUCAUCAUUUCUCAUUUCAGUGCUUGGGAGAAGAACCACAAACACACAUAUGUGGGAAAAUAGGAAACAGAUAUGGAAAAAUUAAACAUUUACACCUUUCACGUAAUUGUUUUUAUUUUUUCAGACGUUUACACCUUUUGUGUUCUGUAAUAAAUGUUUGCAUUUACAAUGUUCUUUGUAUGAAUGCAUACUCCUUAUUUAUUUUUUGUUACAUUUAUUAUGUAUGUUACAAGCAUUUACAGCUCCAUUUUUAAAUAAAGUGUUUCUGGAACUUUAUACAAUAACUUGA
This is a messenger RNA of Zootoca vivipara (common lizard), 7196 nucleotides long. It is a transcript of the gene CEP170, whose product is annotated as centrosomal protein 170. NCBI's taxonomy places the organism in Eukaryota, Metazoa, Chordata, Lepidosauria, Squamata, Lacertidae. The record is from RefSeq and is a predicted model, not a curated record. Gene Ontology annotation, cellular component: centriole. Gene Ontology annotation, molecular function: protein binding.